Larimichthys crocea (large yellow croaker) is the source of this 2928-nucleotide messenger RNA. It is a transcript of the gene scinla, whose product is annotated as scinderin like a. The record is from RefSeq and is a predicted model, not a curated record. Gene Ontology annotation, molecular function: actin filament binding; phosphatidylinositol-4,5-bisphosphate binding. NCBI's taxonomy places the organism in Eukaryota, Metazoa, Chordata, Actinopteri, Sciaenidae. Gene Ontology annotation, biological process: barbed-end actin filament capping; central nervous system development; actin filament severing. The transcript is spliced from 17 exons. Gene Ontology annotation, cellular component: actin cytoskeleton; cytoplasm. Bases 144 to 2315 code for a protein of 723 amino acids.
UCGCCCGGGCACGCCUCUCCGUCAGAACGCGGAUGUUUGUGGAGGUUAUAAAGCCGACCUGACUGCACACAACCUGCAGCAGCGUCAGCUCCUUCAAUCCCGGCGUCUGACUUCUGUCCUAUCCUCAUCAGGCCCUGAGCAUUAUGGUGCACCACAAAGAGUUUGAAAAUGCAGGGUCAAAGCCUGGCCUGCAGGUGUGGCGGGUGGAGAAAAUGGAUUUGGCCCCUGUCCCUCGUGAACUUCAUGGAGAGUUCUACUCUGGAGACUCUUACGUACUGCUCUACACCGGCCCUGGUUUUUCUUACAACGUUCACUCGUGGCUUGGGAAGGAUGCUUGCCAGAAUGAGAGAGGGUCUGCUGCCAUCUUUAUGACUCAGCUGGACGACUUCCUGGGUGGAGCCCCGAGACAGUUCACUGAGUUUCAAGACGAAGAGUCAGACGCCUUCAUGAGCCUCUUCAAGUCUGGUGUUAAUUACAAGCCAGGUGGAGUAGCCUCAGGCUUUAAACAUGUGGUGACCAAUGACGUCAGCACCCAACGUCUGCUGCAUGUCAAAGGUCGUCGGCAGGUCAGAGCAAAUGAGGUGGACUUGUCCUGGUCGAGCUUCAACAAUGAAGACUGCUUCAUCAUUGACUUGGGCAAGACUAUCUACCACUGGUCUGGCAGUAAGAGCAAUCCCUACGAACGCUUGAAAACCACUGAGCUGGCCAUUGAUAUCCGUGACAACGAGAAAAAAGGCCGUGCGAAUCUAGAAAUGAUUGUUGAAGGCUCUGAGCCUGAAGAAGUCAUUAAAGUGCUGGGACCCAAGCCUGACCUGCCUUCAGCAAGCAGUGAUGAUGCCUCUGCUGAUAAGACAAACAAGAACAUUGCAUCUCUUUAUUUGAUUUCUGAUGCUGCUGGAUCCAUGAAAACAACUUUGGUGGCUGAUAAAAACCCAUUCAAACAAGACAUGCUCUCCCAGGAUGAAUGCUACAUCUUGGACAAUGGAGCAAACAAGAAGAUAUUUGUCUGGAAAGGGAAGAAUGCAAACGCAGAUGAGCGUAAGGCAGCGUUUUCUGGUGCAAACAAGUUCAUCCAAGACAAGAAUUACCCCCCAAAUACUCAGAUCAGGGUAAUGCCAGCAGGGGGCGAGACCACCGUUUUCAAGCAGUUCUUCUUCAACUGGUUGGACAAAGAUGAGACCACAGGCCCAAGUCAGGCCUACAUCAUCGGUAACAUUGCCCGUGUGGAGCAGAUUCCCUUUGACGCUUCCAAACUCCACAGCAACACUUCCAUGGCUGCCCAGCAUGGCAUGGUGGAUGAUGGCUCUGGGAAAGUCCAGAUUUGGCGUGUUGAAGAAGGUGAUAAAGCAGCCGUGGACCCAUCCACCUAUGGACAGUUCUUUGGAGGUGACUGUUACCUGGUGCUGUACUCCUACAAUGAUGGGGGCAGAGAAAAGCAUAUCAUCUACACCUGGCAAGGGCAGAAGUGCAGUAAGGAUGAACUGACUGCUUCAGCCUUUCUCACCGUCACCCUGGACGAUUCAAUGGGUGGAGUAGCUACCCAGGUUCGUGUCACCCAGGGCCAAGAACCUCCUCAUCUUGUGAGCCUGUUUAAGGACAAGCCUCUGGUCAUCCACCUGGGUGGGACAUGCCGCGUGGGUGGCGAGAGUGAGCCUGCCAGCACGCGACUCUUCCAUAUCCGCCUGAGCUCCACCAAAGCAACACGAGCUGUUGAGGUGCAGCCCACUGCGUCCUCCCUCAACACAAAUGACAUGUUUGUGCUGAAGACACCUGACUCCCUGUUCCUGUGGAAGGGAAAGGGAGGAACUCCAGAGGAAAUGACUGCAGCAAAGUAUGUUGCUGACCUGCUCGGAGGAACUGUCACUGAGGUGGAGGAGACAGAAGAGCCAGAUGGUUUUUGGACAGCACUGGGUGGGAAAGGAGACUACCAGACCUCCAAGUCCCUACAGAAAACAAUCAAGGCCCCACGACUGUUUGCCUGCUCCAACAAGACUGGCAGGCUGAUUGCAGAAGAGGUUCCUGGUGAGUUCACACAGAUAGAUCUGGCAACUGAUGAUAUCAUGGUCCUGGACGUGUGGGAUCAGAUCUUCAUUUGGGUCGGAAAGGAUGCCAAUGAGACAGAGAAGGCUGGAUCGCCCAAGAUCGCCCAAGACUAUGUGGAUUGCGACCCUUCUGGCCGCAGCGGUGUUGCCAUCACCACCAUUAAGCAGGGGGCGGAGCCAUCUUCAUUCACUGGCUGGUUCCAUGCCUGGGACCCCAAGUUGUGGGACAAAGAUCUUUUGGAGUGUAUCCAAGCCCGUAUCAAAAAGCAGUAAAAAAAACAAUAAACAUAAAAAAGCAUCACAUUUUCUGUUGGACAAAGAAUAAUCAACCUCUAAGCUACUGUAAGUUUGGAAUUUAAAGUUCUGUAUGGUUGGAGAGGAGCUCGGAGAUGCAUGGAGCAUUAAGGUUUUAACUUGCAUUGUGCAACUCUAAUGUACUUAGUAUCUGUUGUGUUACUUUUUUAAAGCAACACAACAAAUUUAUGAUUCCGGUUGUGAAAUAAGAAAAAUACAGACAGAACUUUAUAAUCCACCCUCACAGUAUCUUCCAUAUAUUCAAACCUUUUCUGGGAACAUUUAUGGAAUUUUCUUUUAAACUUGUUUUUGUUCUGUUUUAUGCAUUAAAAUGAUGGAACUGUUUACGAUCAAGUGGAAAAGCAUGAUGCACUUGAUGCAUCAGUUCACUGUGACCUUUAAGGAAGAAUUUUAAAUUUAGAGUGUCAUCAAUGACAUACCGACAUUUUAAUCUUAACAAAUUUAUUUCUGUUUUUGACUAAAAGAAUGUACAUUUUUACACAGAAUUACAUAGACUAGUAUGCAAAGACAAAUUUAGAUUGCGAAUCUUUGUGAUUGAAUUUGGAAUUUGAAUAAAAAUGUUACCCUUUUA